Molecule: messenger RNA, 4257 nt
Organism: Kwoniella botswanensis
Lineage: Eukaryota; Fungi; Basidiomycota; Tremellomycetes; Tremellales; Cryptococcaceae
Exons: 11
Coding region: 1-4257 (1418 amino acids)
Biological process (GO): mRNA export from nucleus
Cellular component (GO): nucleus; transcription export complex 2; cytoplasm
Source: RefSeq, a predicted model, not a curated record
AUGCCUGCUGCUAUAUCCGCCCUGGACUCUGGGAACCCAGAUGGCGAGGAUGAUUCUCGUAAAGCUUCCAAGCUAGCUGCUCGAGCAGCAAGGUUCAAUAAGGUCCUACCGGGUAAUAGGUACAAGCAGCUCGAAGAGAUGCGUAUCAAAGAGAGGAAAGCAUUCGAACAGCAGGGAUUAAUCAAAGUCGGUAAGACUGAAUUGGGAGAUGCUGUGGAUAUGCGAGGUACUUGUGAAAUGAUGUGUUCGGAGUAUGAGAGGGAAUUCAGAGAAUACACAAGAGAAGUUCACCCGUUCGAAAAGAUGGGAUCCGAAGGAAGGAUGGACCCCUCAAAAGCCGUCGCUGCCUAUUCUAGAUCAGAUGCUGGUGCAGGUCAUGGUGAUUCUGCUAUCUUACCUUCGGAUCUAAGAACUCCAGCUACUCUCGUCCGAACACUCGAUUACCUAUUUUCCGUCAUCAUGCCAACCUUUCCACCUUCCACUUCAACAUCACCCGCUACACCUCGGAAAGCCCUGGGAUACUCGGCUGGAUUCAUCCGUGAUAGGACCAGAGCCAUCAGGAAAGAGUUCGCCAUGCAGAGUAGCUGGGGACAUGAAGAGGCUAUAGCAAGUUUUGAGAGAAUCGCAAGAUGGCAUAUCCUGUGUUUGAGGGAAUUGCAAGAAGAAAGUGGGACGAAUGUCGACAUGCAUAUCGAUUCUGCCGAGUUGAAUCGAUGUUUUACGAGUUUACGACAACACUAUAAUGAUCGACGAGAAGAACUAGGCAUGGAAGCGCCAUGUCCUAACGAAGCUGAAUUUACAGCUUACAUGUUAAUUUACGACCUCAAUUCGAAAUCCGUUUCUAUCCCAUUUUCAGAGCUCCCAUCAAUCAUCCUCGAUCACCCUUUAGUCAAAAUGGCAUGGGAGAUCCGACGAGCUGCUCAAAGAAACUUUGAUACUCAGAAGGAAGGAUCUAAACAUAAUGCGGAAUUAGGAAUGAACCUUAUAACGAGAUUUGUUAAGUUGCUCAAACAACCCAAGGUACCUUAUUUAUUAGCAUGUUUGGUGGAGAUCCGAUUAAGGGAAGUGAGAAGAAGUGCGAUCAGAGCAUUGAGAAGACCUUAUCCCGCGCUGAAAACCGAUGCAAUCCGAGUGAAUGAGAUGGGUGAAAUCAUAGAAAGGAAGAUGAUCUUGCUCGAUACGUUGAAUAGGAUAUUGGGAUGUGAAGAACAAGAGAAUGAAGAUUCGGCAUGGGAUGAUAUUGAUUUCCUCAACAAGAUUCCAAAUCAAGAAUCGAUUGAUAUUUCAAGAAGAUUUGGUUUCGAGAUUUACGAAGAUGAUAGUGGACCUAUUGGUGCUUUGAUCAAUCUCGGUUCACCAUAUGAUGACAAUAAAGAUGCUCCACAUACUAGGAGAUGGAAGUUGAUCACGGAAAAGAGAGGAAAUGCAAGUUACGUGGAUAUAGUAAAUGGACAAGCUGGUGUUCAAAUUGAAGGAACGACAAACAUCCAACCGACACGACCCACUACAACCAACGUAUUUACCGCGCCAAAACCCACAUCUACUUCCACUCCAACAUCGACGUCUGCAUUCUCGUUCAAGCCUUCACCGUCGCCUGCUCCCGCUCCUGUUCAGCAGGUACCCAAGACAGAACCCACAUUCUUCAAGUCUUUCUGUCCACCUUCCGAUCACCCCGAUGUGAUAGCAAAGAAGAAUAAGGAACUCAUUCCCGGUCCUCCGCCUCUACUAGCAGGUCCCACUAAGGGCAUAUUCGCUGAGCCAUACCCAUACACAGCGAAAGAAGUAGGCGAUGCCCUGAAUCGUACCGAUAGUAUCUUCAACAAGGUCACCCCUCAAGACAAGCCAGCAGCCCCCUCCCCAUCUUUCACUUUCACACCUCAACAGGCUCCAGAAUCCAGCUUAAAGAAGAAGCGAUCAACAGAAGAAGAGUCUGCUCCACCAGCCAAAGCUCCGCUUUUCUCAUCUGCCGGUUUCUUCUCUGCACCUUCGCCUGCUGCUACAUCGUUGGCAUCAUCAUCCACCGCCCCAGUUCCAUCCCUACCACCACAACUUCCCACCAAAGCCGCUUCACCAACAUUACCACCUUUCAGUGUACCCAAACCGAUCUCUCCAGUGGCUACUUCACCUUUGAUUGAGUCCACGUUCUCGCCCACUCGACAAAGAAAAAGAACAGCAUCAUCCGUACUUUCCUCUUCAACAGCGAGACUGUCUUCCAGUGUCUUGCGUAAAUCACUUGCAGAUGUUCACAAACAACGAGAAGAGCAACUCAAUGCGUUACCGGACAUAUGCGAUAUGCUGGUCAACGAGGUGAUUCAAUCAAUGAUUGAAGAUCACCUUUCGGCAGACCUCACUAGAUAUGUGAAACAGCAAAAAGCAGCUACGGAAUAUCAACGUCGGAAAGUCCUACGCUCAGAGGCUAUCUUGUAUUGGUCUCAAGGAGUAUUUCACCAGCUGGUCGAUCAUGAGACUGAACGAAUCGCAAGAGUGGCCUUGUUGGAGGAAUUGAAGAGAAGGUAUCUCACCAGACGAGCUAUAAGGUAUUGGAAAUCCUGGGCUAAGCUUCAACGACAGAAUAGAGAACAAUCAGAGAAGAAGCGUGUCAACAUGUACACCUACCUCAAUGGAAUGGGAUUGAGCAAGUCUAUCUCAUCUUUACCGGCUGUAUCCAGGAGUGAAACGACGACUCCUAUAAGUGAUAUUGACAUGUCAUUGGAAAUCGAACGAUUGGAUAGUCUUCAAAUCGAUAUUGAAAUCAACCAUGCUGAAAGGACCAAAGACAAUUUUUUCUCACCUUCGACAUUCUUAUUAUCAAUAAUCAAACAUGUCGGACCAUUCCUCUCACCUCAGGCAUCAUCAGAAUCAACUUUCUUACCUGCUUUUCACACUAUCGUCUCUAUCCCUACCCCAGGGGAUAAAGAAGGAGAAUUUGGUUCACCGCCUGAUAAGCAGGUACAAGAUUGGUUGAAUCGUAAAUUCUUACAGCCCAAUCGUCGAGAUGGACAUGACGUAGAGGAAGAAGAGAGCUAUGUGAUUAAUGGAGUGAUGUACGAAAGUAAGAUCUUGGAAGCGGGCAAGAGCAAGUUACCGGGUUGGUGUUCGAUUGGAUUAUACGUUUUUGAAGUUCCACUCAAGACGGAUGACGGAGUAAAGAAUGCUCAGAAUAUAGCGGAUUGUCAAGAUAGAAUAGGAGUUUUUGUUAAAGGUCUACAAGCUUCGACGAAUCGAUAUAUCCCUUCGUUAUUGAUUUUGAGCUGGGAACAAGAAAGUAUAGAAGAAUUGGGUGAAAGGUUACAAAUCUCAGAAGAAUUAAAUAUGUUCAGCAGGAAAGCUCUUGUGUCUCUACAUUACUCGGAUGAUCUGGAUGAAAGGUUCUCCAAGGCUUUGGAAGUUGCCAUACCCGAUUUGACCAUCAAGGAACAGUUGGUGAUUCGAUUGAACGACGUGAUAUCUACCUUAUAUCCAACAUGGCAAAGAUAUCUUGAUAUCUCACUUAUCCAACUAAGUCAAAGUCCAAAAGAUAUCAAUCUCGCUUCGUCAAUAUUCUGCCGCGGAAUCGAAUUGAUCAAUUCCAUUCCGCAAUUGACCCGAUCGACAUUGGGACCAUUACAUUUGGAAGAUGAGGAGAAAUGGGAUCCGAUUGUUUUACCGGAUUUCAAUGAAGAGAAAGAUGAUUUACCGUUCGAAUUAGUUGAAAGGAUAGUCGAAUAUUCCGAGAAUGACUUGUUGAAAGGUAUAGAUGAUUUGGAUUUAUCGAUCACGCCUUUACGACAAGCUGCAUUUCUGGGUCAACCAUUAUCACCAAUAAUCACCAUCUUAAGAUCAAUCUCAUACCUCGUUUUAGGUGAAUUGAAAGAUACGACAAUCGAAUUGAGAUUUUUCCCAGAUGAGAAUAGUAAAUUAGGUGGAAUUGAUUCUCACCUGAAAUCUUAUUUGCGAAAUUUACAAAAGGCUUAUGAGAAGAAGAUGAACGAAAUCAUGAAUAGUACAUUCAUACCAUUACCUUUAUCAAAUGAUAAUUUACCUUACCUACAAUCGACAACAGCCAUACAAACAAGUGUAUCGCGAUCGCCUAUCCGAGAGAAUGGGACGAACAAGAAGAGGAAUAGGACGGAUGAGAAUGUAUCUCCUGAUUCGCACCGGAAGAAAGAAUCUAAAGCAUUGAAAAAUGCUAGAUUGCUGAGAACUUUGAAAGAUGUAGAAAAGACUCUGGCGUUAAGUCAAUUAGAUGGGAAUGGGAACGAGUUGGAAGUGAAUUAA